GCGAGGGCGGCGGCGGCGGCGGCGGCGAGUGCGCGGGCGAGGGCGGCGAGGUCGAGGGCGGCGGGGGCAGCGGCUGGAGGAUCUUCUUUCUGGGCCACUUCCCGCGCAAGAUGGACUUGCUGGCCGGCAGCGGCGCCGUGGUGCGCGUGCGGUCGAUGGACGCGCAUGCGUACGUCCUCUCGCCCGCGGGCAUGAAGGAGCUGUGUGCGCUUCGCUACGCCGGCGACCAGGUCGACGUGCAGUUCCACUACCGCUGCGAGCACGCGUAUGCGCUCCACCCGAUGGUUGCCGUGCAGACGCCGGGGCACUCGGCGACCGAAGGGGUCGAGAGGGCCGCGGACUGGAACGACCACAAGCCUAGAAACAGAAAGCACUUCCGCCGAAGCGGAACACGUACUCUUGUGCCCCAGCCGGCGCUCGAGAGGAGACGCGGACUCCGCUGCGCUCGGCCGUAUUCCGCGGUAUUCGCUGUCUUUCUGUCGCUCGUAACCACGCGGGGCUCUGACGCCUCUGCACGGCACCCUCUUCACGCAGAGCACAACCGCGGGCCAAAGACGCACACGCACAGGCAGUAAAAGGAGAAGCAGCGACGGCCGCCAGAAGGCAGUCUAUUCCCGCCCCGAGGGCGGCGUAUUCACCCGCGUAGGACGACAAGCUCAGAAGCGCCAGACCCCCCCCCCUACCCCACGGUACCCGAACGCAUCCUCCCCUACCCCACGUUACCCGAACCCAUCCUCCCGUAGGACGACAAGCUCGAGCGUGAGCGGAGCCUCU
This is a messenger RNA of Emiliania huxleyi CCMP1516, 774 nucleotides long. RefSeq lists its product as hypothetical. Lineage: Eukaryota; Haptophyta; Isochrysidales; Noelaerhabdaceae. The transcript is spliced from 5 exons. The coding region runs from base 111 to 575 and encodes 154 amino acids. The record is from RefSeq and is a predicted model, not a curated record.